AUGCCCUUCGGCUUGAAGAAUGCUGGUGCGACUUACCAGCGAAUGGUCACCAAAAUGUUCAAGGACCAGCUCGGUAAAACCAUGGAAGCAUACAUUGAUGACAUGGUCGUCAAAAGCAAGUUGGUCGAGCACCAUCUGAGGGACCUUGAGCAAGUGUUUGGAAUUCUGAAGACUCACAAGCUUCGACUGAACACCUUAAAAUGUGCCUUUGGAGUAGGAUCAGGGAAGUUCUUGGGGUAUAUGGUGACUAGGUGGGGCAUUGAAGCCAACCCUGACCAAAUCAAAGCCCUCCAAGACCUCAAAGCGCCUACAAACGCUAAGGAACUCCAGAAACUUGCUGGCAUGGCUGCAGCACUUAACCGUUUCAUUAGUCGCCAGUGCUCCGAAGCACUAGAAGAUUUGAAGAAGUAUUUGUCCUCUCCUCCCCUUCUAUCUACACCUAUUGCCAACGAAGAGCUUUUCCUUUACUUGGCUGUUUCUGAUCAUGCUGUUAGUGCAGUGCUAGUCAGAGAGGAUGGAAAGGAGCAAAAACCAGUGUAUUAUGUUAGCAAGACACUCUUAGAUGCCGAAACUAGAUACUUGCUAUUGGAGAAAUUGGCAUAUGCACUAUUAAUUGCCUCUAGGAAGCUUGUUCACUACUUUCAAGGACAUACCAUCAACGUCCUCACUGAAUUCCCCCUCAAGUCGGUGUUCAAUCGAGCAGAUUUCUCAGGUCGAACAGCAAAGUGGGCGGUGGAGCUUGGAGAGUUUGAUAUCAAGUUCCAACCUCGAACAGCAAUCAAAGCUCAAGUCCUGGCAGACUUUUUUGCAGAAUUCACCCCGGGACCAGCUGUUCCCUUCGAAGGGAGCUCGGCUUUGGUCACCAUGACUGCCCAGCAUAAAGGGCAAUCCCCAGCCGAGGCAUGGAAACUUUUUGUUGGAGACAAAGCUUCUAACAAUGAGGCAGAGUAUGAAGCUCUACUAGCCGGCCUGCGAAGUGCCGAACACUUCAACGUGGAGGAGCUACUCAUCUUUAGUGAUUCCCAAUUAGUGGUCAACCAACUCUUUGAAGUUUACGAGGCUCGCGAUGAGCGGACGGCCACUUAUGCAGAACAGGCCAAAAAUUUGAUCAAAAAGUUCCAAGCCAUCAGAGUCGAGAAGAUUGGCCGCGAGGGAAAUGGUCGUGCUGACGCUUUAGCUUGCCUGGGUUCCUCGGUCAACUCCAGGGACGGCCGCAAAAUAUGGGUGGAAUAUGUACCCCAACCAAGUAUUCAACUAGUUGAAAUAGUACUUUGCACUGACUUGGGCCCAAGUUGGAUGGACCCACUCUUGGCCAUUUUGAAGAAUGGCACCCUUCUUGAGGACAAAAAAGAAGCGCACAAGACAAGGCAUAGAGCUGCUCGGUUUUGGGUCUCCUCAUCUGGCAAGCUUUACAAGAAGUCCUACAUGGGCCCUUAUCUACUCUGUGUUCAUCCAAGUCUGGUGGAAGAUGUGCUUUAUGAGAUCCAUGAUGGAAUUUGUGGUAGUCACACUGGUGGUCGGUCCUUGCUAGCCAAAGCUCUAACCCCCCUCACUAGUCCUUGGCCAUUCGCUCAGUGGGGCUUAGACAUUGUUGGACCAUUAGCUAGGGGAACUGGGAAUAAAAGAUUCUUCAUCGCUGCAACUGACUACUUCACCAAGUGGGUGGAGGUGGAGGCCUUGUGCAAGAUCAAAGAAGCAGACACUAAGAGGUUUGUUUGGCGCAAUGUUGUGACUCGAUUUGGCAUUCCCAGAGUCCUUCUCUUUGACAACGGUACACAAUUUGAUGGCAAGAUCUUCAGGAGAUUUUGCGCUGACUUGAAGAUAGAGUUCCGAAACUCCACUCCGGCCUACCCACAGGGCAAUGGCCAAGCUGAAGCAUCCAAUAAGACGAUCAUUGAGGAGAUAAAAAAGCAUCUUGAAAAAGCCAAGGGUAAAUGGGUGGAAGAGAUACCGAAUGUCCUCUGGGCUUACCAAACUACUCCUCGUCGGUCAACCGGUGAGACACCUUACUCUCUUACCUAUGGGAUGGAAGCAGUCAUCCCUUUGGAGGUUGGCCUUCCUACCAUCCGUUCUGAGAUCUUUGAGCCAGCAGACAAUGAUGAAGCCAUCGCCCAAGCUCUAGACAUAGCCGAGGAACGUAGGGAAGCUGCCCUCAUUCGAUUGGCAGCUUACCAGCAGCAACUCAUUAAGAGUUUCAACAAGAAUGUGCGUCCAUGGCAAUUCCUACCAGGUGACUUGGUACUCAGGAAGGUUAUGGAUCACAAGAAAGUUCCUGGAGAAGGGAAACUCGGUGCUAACUGGGAGGGGCCUUACAGGGUUACUUCAGCACUUGGCAAUGACGCAUACUAUCUGGCUGACUUAUCAGGGAAGGCAAUCCCUAGACCAUGGAACGUCGCCAACCUAAAGAAGUACUUCCAGUGA
Molecule: messenger RNA, 2421 nt
Organism: Camellia sinensis
Lineage: Eukaryota; Viridiplantae; Streptophyta; Magnoliopsida; Ericales; Theaceae
Source: RefSeq, a predicted model, not a curated record